Molecule: messenger RNA, 2140 nt
Organism: Hymenoscyphus albidus
Lineage: Eukaryota; Fungi; Ascomycota; Leotiomycetes; Helotiales; Helotiaceae
Source: the annotation of a GenBank genome assembly
AUGGUUUUCUUCCCGCUUACACACCAGAUACCAAUUCCCAACAAAGAUAUCAUAUCUUGGAUAUUCGAUGAUCCUAAAUACUACCAAGAUGAACCUGUGAGUUUUCCUCUCCGAAUUUCAAAAAGGAAAAAUUUCCUUGAUAUAAAGAGUUUUCUCGGGGCUAAUUCCAACAUAGAUGUACAUCGACGCCCAAACCCCCUCCCAUUCUAUCUCCCUAUCCCAAGCACGGAUCCUCGUCAAAAAACUCAUAGCAGGUUUCCAUUCAGCAGGUCUCCAAAAGGGAGAUUGCGUCUGUAUCCAUUCCUUCAACGACGUACGUCCAUCCUCCCCCCUCCCCUCACAUCUCCUAAUCCCUCGUACGUACUUAGAUACACUACCCCAUCCUCGUCCUAGGAAUUAUCGCCGCAGGCGGUGUCUUCACGGGAACAAACCCUUCCUACACGCCGUUUGAGUUAACGCACCAUAUUCAAACUGCGGAUGUCAGGUUUGUUGUUACGCAACCGGAGAUGGUGGGGAGUGUCUUGGAGGUGGCGGGGACGUGUAAGAUUGGGAAGGAGAGGAUUUGGGUUUUUGAUGUUUUGGGGGAGGAGGUGCCGGAUGGAUUGAGGUCUUGGAGGUCUUUGUUGGGGGUUGGGGAGAGGGGGUGGGAGGGGUUUGAUGACGAGGUGAUGGCGGGGGAUGUGGUUGCUGCUAGGUUGUUCAGUAUGUUGUUUUUGAUUCUGUUGAUUUUCUUCUUCGAAUACUUAUGAGGGUUUCCGGAUUUGAGGAAGGAGAGGAAUUUGAACUCACAUUUUAUAGGUUCGGGAACGACGGGCUUCCCGAAGGCGGUGGAUAUAAGUCACAGAAAUCUCGUUGCGCAACAUGUUCUCACACAGGAAAUCAACAAGAAACCAUGGAAGGUAGAUCCAUUUAUCCUAUUUUGAAGCCAGGGAACUAAUCAAUCAUUUCAGCAAAUCCGUCUCUUCUGUCUCCCAAUGUUCCACGUCGCAGCAGUACCAAGUCCGGUUCCUCCCUCCCUUUGAAUCCCACAAGCUAAUGUUGAUGUCUCUGACAAGUCAUUCAUACAUCUGUCCUCAAAGCUGGAGCACCGGCAGUCAUCAUGCUACGGUUCGAUUUAGCGCAGUAUCUGGAGGCGACUGAUAGAUUUGCUAUUACCGAAUGGUAUAUGGUUCCUCCGAUGGUCAUUGCUAUCGUAAUGAGUCCGCUUGCCAAGAAUUACUCGCUUAGGUCGGUGAGGAAUGUGUCGAUUGGUGCUGCGCCGUUGAGUAGGGAGUCUCAGAGGGCUUUGAAGGGUUUGUUGGAUGAGAGGGCUAUUGUGACGCAGUAAGUGAUGGAUUUUUCGAUUCGGAAUGAAGAGGGGUAGACGAUGUGUUGUGACUUUUUCUGUCACUUGGUGUUGUAUGGGACAGCUGGUACUGUAGAAGGGAGAGGCUGAUUUGGAGAGUGUUUAGGGUAUGGGGAAUGACUGAGUUAACUUGUCUCGCUACAAUGUUCUAGUACCCUGAAAACGACGAUACAGAGAGCAUCGGUCGCAUCAUACCAAAUACCGAAGCAAAGUAAGUCACAUCCUCCCUUUCCCCAAAGAAUCCAUAUCUAACAGACCACAAACUCAUCGACGAUAACGGAAACGAAAUUACAACCUACGACACACCCGGAGAACGUAAGCCGCCCUCCCUCUUUACCACCACCCCUAACCAAGCACCAGUCUACAUCCGCGGCCCAACCGUAAUAAAAUCCUACUACAAAAACGCCCACGCCACCUCCCAAACCCUCACUCCCACCUCCUCCCUCGCAACCGGCGACAUAGUCUACUGCUCCUCCACCUCCCAAGAAUGGUACCACAUCGACCGAAAAAAGGAGCUCAUCAAAGUCCGCGGUUUCCAAGUCGCACCACCCGAAAUCGAAAGUGUGCUGCUUUCCCACCCAGGGAUUUUAGAUGCGGCGGUUAUCGGCGUGAAGAUUCGGGGUGAGGAGUGUCCGAGGGCGUAUGUUGUGAGACGGCCUGGUAGGCAGUGGGAGGCGCUUGGGGAAAAGGAGGUGAGGAGGUGGUGUGAGGUGCGGUUGGCGAGGUGUAAGAGGUUGAGCGGUGGCGUGAGGUUUUUGGGUGCUGUGCCGAGGAAUGCUAGUGGGAAGAUUUUGA